UUCUCUCCAAGAAGGAAACCAAAGGAAAUUUAAAAAAAAAAAAAAUCCUUUGAUAUUUCCUUCGAUUUGAUCUCAUUUUCCCUCUCUCAAAAUCCAUAGAUUCGUAAAUCAAACAUAAAAAAAUCCUUUCAUUUCGAUCAAUAAUUCCUGUUAUAAAAUGGCGGCAAUCACUCAAAACGGUUCUUUAGACAGUUUUUGCACCACCACAGCCAACGGUUCCACCGCCUUCGCAGCCGAUCCAUUGAACUGGGGCGUUGUGGCCGAAUCGUUGAAAGGAAGCCAUUUGGACGAAGUGAAACGGAUGGUGAUGGAGUAUCGGAAGCCAUUGGUGAAACUCGGCGGAGAGACAUUAACGAUCUCUCAAGUCGCGGCGAUUGCAGCGCACGAUUCUGGUGUCAAAGUUGAACUCUCCGACGAUGCGAGGGCUGCCGUUAAAGCUAGUGCCGAUUGGGUGCUUGAUGGGAUGAAUAAAGGCACUGAUAGCUAUGGCGUUACUACUGGUUUUGGCUCUACUUCUCAUCGGAGAACCAAACAAGGCGCUGCGCUUCAAAAAGAGCUUAUUAGGUUCUUGAAUGCUGGGAUUUUUGGCAAUGGAACCGAGUCAUGCAACACGCUUCCUCACUCAGCAACGCGGGCAGCCAUGCUCGUUAGAAUCAAUACUCUGUUACAAGGAUAUUCUGGUAUCCGAUUUGAGAUUUUAGAAGCCAUUACUAAGCUUUUAAACCACAACAUUACCCCAUGUUUGCCCCUCCGCGGUACUAUUACGGCCUCGGGUGAUCUCGUUCCGCUUUCCUACAUUGCUGGAUUACUCACCGGCAGGCCGAAUUCCAAGGCUGUUGGACCAGAUGGAAAAUCCCUCAAUGCCGAGGAAGCCUUUCGUGUAGCUGGUAUCGAUUCCGGAUUCUUCAUGUUGCAGCCUAAAGAAGGGUUGGCUCUUGUCAAUGGUACCGCGGUUGGUUCAGGUUUGGCUUCCAUGGUUCUUUUUGAAGCUAAUGUACUUGUUGUUUUGUCCGAGAUUUUGUCUGCGGUUUUUGCUGAAGUGAUGAACGGUAAACCUGAGUUUACGGAUCAUUUGACACAUAAAUUGAAGCAUCAUCCGGGACAAAUUGAGGCCGCUGCGAUAAUGGAACAUAUACUCGAAGGGAGUUCAUAUGUUAAAGCAGCUAAGAAAUUACAUGAAAUGGAUCCGUUGCAAAAACCGAAACAAGAUCGGUACGCGUUACGGACUUCUCCGCAAUGGCUUGGUCCUCAGGUUGAAGUGAUCCGAUUUGCAACCAAAUCGAUCGAAAGAGAGAUUAACUCUGUCAACGACAACCCUUUGAUCGAUGUCUCGAGAAAUAAGGCCUUACAUGGUGGCAAUUUCCAAGGUACCCCGAUUGGUGUCUCGAUGGAUAACGUUCGCUUGGCUAUUGCUGCUAUAGGGAAACUUAUGUUUGCUCAAUUCUCGGAACUUGUUAACGAUUUCUACAACAACGGUCUCCCAUCUAACCUCUCCGGUGGUCCAAACCCAAGUCUUGAUUAUGGUUUCAAGGGAGCCGAAAUUGCAAUGGCUUCCUAUUGUUCUGAGCUCCAAUACUUGGCUAAUCCAGUCACGAACCACGUUCAAAGUGCCGAGCAGCACAACCAAGAUGUGAACUCAUUGGGGUUAAUCUCAUCUCGGAAAACCGCCGAGGCCGUUGAUAUCUUAAAGCUUAUGUCCUCCACAUACUUGGUGGCGCUUUGCCAAGCUAUCGAUUUAAGACAUUUAGAAGAAAACUUAAAGAACACGGUAAAGAACAUCGUGAGCCAAGUCGCUAAGAAGACCCUCACGACCGGUCCCAACGGCGAGCUUCACCCUUCGCGGUUCUGCGAAAAGGACUUACUCAAAGCCGUGGACCACGAAUAUGUUUUCUCAUACAUUGACGACCCUUGCAGCGCUACGUAUCCGUUGAUGCAAAAGCUAAGACAAGUCCUCGUUGAGCACGCUUUGAGCAACGGCAACAACGAGAACAACGCUAGCACUUCGAUCUUCCAAAAGAUUGCAGCUUUCGAAGAAGAAUUGAAGACCCUAUUGCCGAAAGAGGUCGAGAACUCGAGGGUUUCCAUCCAGAACGGAAACCCAGCAAUCCCAAACAAGAUCACGGAAUGCCGGUCUUACCCGCUGUACAAAUUCGUGAGGGAAGAGCUUGGGACUGGGUUGCUAACCGGGGAAAAAGUGAAGUCCCCUGGUGAGGAAUUUGACAAGGUGUUCAUUGCUAUGUGCCAAGGGAAGGUAAUUGAUCCAAUGCUUGAAUGUCUUAAAGAAUGGAACGGUGCCCCACUGCCAAUUUGCUAGUUUUUUUCUUUUUCAAUUUGGUCCUUGGAAAUUUGUUUUGCAAUCUGUUUCUUUGUUUGUAAUUUGUUAAAUAAGUUAUAACUAUAUAUAUUGGGAUCAAAGUUGGAUUUUAAGUA
Messenger RNA from Gossypium raimondii (Peruvian cotton), 2430 nucleotides. Its product is annotated as phenylalanine ammonia-lyase. Gene Ontology annotation, cellular component: cytoplasm. Gene Ontology annotation, biological process: L-phenylalanine catabolic process. Gene Ontology annotation, molecular function: phenylalanine ammonia-lyase activity. The record is from RefSeq and is a predicted model, not a curated record. NCBI's taxonomy places the organism in Eukaryota, Viridiplantae, Streptophyta, Magnoliopsida, Malvales, Malvaceae. Bases 158 to 2314 code for a protein of 718 amino acids. The transcript has 2 exons.